CCCUCAGAGGCUUCUCUCAGAGGGCGGCUGGCGGGCUUGAGCGGCGGCCGCCUUUUUUUUUGAGGGGAGUUUGUACGUCGCCUUCCCUUGGCAGACCUUCCCUUCUUCGCUUCGUCCGGCCAGAGCGAGCCGCGGAAGGCGCAAAAGGGCUACCCGCCUCCUUUCCUCCCGCCCGCCGGCCGGUCGGCGCCCCUUUUCCCCUCAGCCUCGCCUCCACUCACGGAGACCAACAUGGCGGCGGUGUCGGGGGCCGCCGCGGGCAGCUGUGGGAGCCCCGCCGGGGUCCCGGAGAUGGUGCGCGGGCAGGUCUUCGACGUGGGGCCUCGCUACACCAACCUCUCCUAUAUCGGGGAAGGGGCUUACGGGAUGGUCUGUUCAGCCUAUGAUAAUUUGAACAGAGUCCGGGUGGCGAUAAAGAAAAUCAGCCCUUUUGAACACCAGACUUACUGUCAGAGAACCCUGAGAGAGAUCAAAAUCCUGUUGCGUUUCAAGCAUGAAAAUAUUAUUGGGAUCAAUGACAUCAUUAGGGCUCCAACUAUUGAUCAAAUGAAAGACGUCUACAUUGUGCAAGAUCUCAUGGAGACAGAUCUUUACAAACUCUUAAAGACUCAACAUCUCAGCAAUGAUCACAUUUGUUACUUCCUUUACCAAAUUUUGAGAGGACUGAAAUACAUCCAUUCAGCCAACGUCUUGCACAGGGACCUCAAACCGUCCAACUUGCUGCUAAACACUACUUGUGAUCUCAAGACAUGUGACUUUGGUUUGGCUCGUGUGGCAGACCCAGAUCAUGACCACACUGGUUUCCUAACAGAAUACGUAGCUACGCGUUGGUACAGAGCUCCUGAAAUCAUGUUGAAUUCUAAGGGAUAUACCAAAUCUAUUGAUAUUUGGUCUGUUGGCUGUAUUCUGGCAGAGAUGCUAUCCAACAGACCCAUCUUCCCAGGAAAACACUAUCUUGAUCAGCUCAACCACAUUCUUGGAAUUCUUGGGUCUCCUUCCCAAGAAGACUUGAACUGUAUAAUCAACGCGAAAGCAAGAAAUUACUUGCUUUCUCUACCGUAUAAAAAUAAAGUCCCUUGGAACAGAUUAUUUCCAAAUGCUGAUCCCAAAGCCCUUGAUCUGUUGGAUAAAAUGUUGACUUUCAACCCUCACAAGAGAAUUGAAGUGGAAGAAGCUUUGGCUCACCCCUACCUAGAACAGUAUUACGACCCCAGCGAUGAGCCUGUAGCUGAAGCACCUUUCAAAUUUGAUAUGGAGCUGGAUGACUUGCCGAAGGAAAAGCUGAAAGAACUAAUUUUUGAGGAAACUGCCAGAUUCCAGCCGGGAUACAGAUCGUAAAUGGCAUAAGGGAUAAAGGAAUUAAAGGGCUGGGCACACUCUUCGUAGACGUUCUCUUCCUGGAUCUUUCUCUAUGAUCAUAUGACGUGGCCUCCUUCAGUUUAUUCCACUAAACAUUUCAAGCCAUUCAGGAAGGACCAUUUCUAUGGUCGAUCCUGGCUUUCUAUGUCUUCAACCGAUUCUCUCUUUUACGCCUGAAGAAACAUUACCAAUACUCCUGCGUGUAAAACCGGUCUUUUUGCAGGUACUAUCUUUCUCUCUAAACACACCAACCCUUAGGUGACGGCCGAUAGGUUUUAGACCCUGUCCCUUUCUGGUUUGAAAGAUGCAGUGUUGGUUUCUGACCUUGAGGAGGGCAGACUAUUUUAUACCUUGAAUCAUUUUCGUUUUCUAGAUUUUUGUAACGUCGUUUGAGAGGAAAAAGAAAAUAAUAAUAAUUAAGGAACAUUGAGGGCACUUUAAGUCAGGGGCAUUCGCCACAACUUUUGCACUUCUUUAAGCUUGCCAUGUUUACUGACAUGCACAGUACGAGAGGACAGAUCCAAGCAUACACUGUAUUUAUACUUUUCCUUCCCCCCCCCUCCCCGCUGUGGGCAUAAAUUAAGGCAGGUCACUUCAAUGCUGAUGUCUCAGCAAACGAUGCAGAAAAAAAACCCUGCCCCUUCUUUUCCCCCACUUUAAGAGGUCGUAGGUACUUGUGCAAUUUUAACUUUGAAUGGUACACCUGGGAUUUCUAAGGCCACAGUUGCAAGAUGCAUCUGCUUACCCAGAAGCCAAUCUCGUUGAUUUGAACAGGACACCAUCCCCGCCAACUUUAGAAUUUCGGUCGUUUUCAACCCAGAAAGUUACUUAAAGUUACUACGAAAUCUUAACAUUUGAUGGGUUUCUUUUUCUGGAAAUGCAUCCAGGGGUAAUAUGUAUUAGCAGAGAAACUUUUGUGUGAACACUAAACUCCACCCAAAUACAAAGACUCCUCACUUGGUACCUUUCUUUUGAAUGUAUGUGGUGGGCCCUGGGGGGAGGGGGGGAAGGAACACUGCAUCUUUAAAAUAAGAAAGUGAGAACAACUUAUUUUGGCAGCAUGUUGGCAUCUUGCCUUUAUUUCCUGUAAGGUUUCCAACUCUCUUCUCCUAUGCUUUCAGAAUUUAUAACUCUGGACCUCUUGUUCAGUCCGCUAAUAUAAGUUGCAUUAUGAAGACCCCUAACCCGGGCUCACAAAAUGAACCUGUCACUUGGUACUCUUUCAUCAAUACUCUGCUUUUUUAUUUUUUAUGAUAGCUCUUCAAGUAUUUGUUUCUGAAACUGUACAGUGUGAAAUUUACUAGAUGUUCUGUUCCAGUGCGGUGCCUCAUUGACACUUCCCCCCCUCCCCCACUGCUCUUGGUGAGAAAUUUUACCUUGUUCUAAAAUGAUGACUGUGUCUCCUCUUCGCAUGACUGUUAAAAAGCUUUCUGUGCACAGAUGAUUGUCUUAAGUGCCACAUAGCUGGAGCUGAAACAACAACAAAAAAAGUUACCUCUUAAUUAUGCUCAAUGAAAUUCUCCCCAGCAAGCAGAACAUUUCAUUGGGAGAGAAUAAAGCGUGUUUUUAGCUGUUCCAUCUUUCUUUGCUCUGUUGUAUUUUGGCAGCAGUGCCCUUGUUAAUGAAUCAAAAUAUUAAAAUUUGGUUUUGUAUGUUUACCUUUACUUUUUCCAAAUAAUUUUUGCUUACCUUUUGAAGAAUUUUUUAAUGGGAGUCUUGCUGUUUCAGUCUUGGGGUUAACUUGCGCUUCAUUUUACUUCCUGCCAAGGCGAGAAAGUCUUAGUGGAUUCUUAGUGGGCCAAUCGUUAUGCUUAUAUACUAAAAGGAGUAAGUUUUUUUUCUGUUAAGGAUGUUAAUGUGGCAUUAUGGUCUUACAGUUAGUUAAUUUGUUUCAAACAAAUAUCCAAAAUCCCAUUGAGCUCGGUAAAGACUGUUUGUUAGGAAAUUAGAAUUCCAGUUUUGGCUACUUUAGGUGCAUCCAAAAUUGCAUAAAGUGCAUAUCAAAGUUUAUUAGGUGUUUACAGAUAACCGCAUUCUACAUUCAUACAUAAGCAAUCAGCCUGCUAAACCAAACUUAGUAAAAUUGUGUCUCUGAAAGUAGCUCUCUGUUAACUCUUGUGGAACCUGCAAAAAGCAUAUAUUGAGAAUAUUGUUGGAAAAGGUUUGAUGGGUUCCAAGUUCUCUGCAACUUCCUAUGACUGUUGGGAUUGCUCUCAGAUCUGUCUAAUUUUUUUUUAACAUAGAUUUACCAUAAUGCCAGUUAAAUUGAAGUGUUCUUGGGGUUUGACUUGCAUCUUUAUUGCAACAUUAAUUUGGUGCUUUUUAGACUGUUGCGAGUCUCUCAAGUGAAACAACACAGCAAUUUUUCUUACAAGAAUGGAAAGUUUUGUUGACUUAUGUUUUGUACUGUCUGAUUCACCUGCAAUUUACAAUUGGACAAAGGAAGCUACAGACAAAACAGACUAAAACAGUGCUGCCUCCAACCUUUUGGAUACCAGGUUUCGUGGAGAAAGGUUUUUCCGUGGACUGGAUGGGAUAUGGUUUUGUAUGCUGCCUGCAACCUGUGGAUGGGGUUUUGCUUUUUUGUGCGGACUGGUUUCUGGCAGGCUGCAGCCCGGAGUUGGGGACCCCUGUACUAAAAUUUGCUUUGAGAUAUUCAUUCUGCCUGUCAAUUGACUUCUGGCCACCAACUGUUCGUUAAAGGCACAUCUUUUGACAGAAUAGAAUGUCUUGGUGAAAAAAGUAAGGCUC
Messenger RNA from Thamnophis elegans (Western terrestrial garter snake), 4110 nucleotides. RefSeq names its product mitogen-activated protein kinase 1 (gene MAPK1). The record is from RefSeq and is a predicted model, not a curated record. Gene Ontology annotation, cellular component: nucleus; cytoplasm. Lineage: Eukaryota; Metazoa; Chordata; Lepidosauria; Squamata; Natricidae. Gene Ontology annotation, molecular function: MAP kinase activity; ATP binding. Bases 232 to 1338 code for a protein of 368 amino acids. The transcript has 9 exons. Gene Ontology annotation, biological process: protein phosphorylation; intracellular signal transduction.